Molecule: messenger RNA, 2645 nt
Organism: Hibiscus syriacus
Lineage: Eukaryota; Viridiplantae; Streptophyta; Magnoliopsida; Malvales; Malvaceae
Product: BEL1-like homeodomain protein 9
Exons: 5
Coding region: 541-2400 (619 amino acids)
Biological process (GO): regulation of transcription by RNA polymerase II
Molecular function (GO): RNA polymerase II cis-regulatory region sequence-specific DNA binding; DNA-binding transcription factor activity, RNA polymerase II-specific
Source: RefSeq, a predicted model, not a curated record
UAUCUGCAACACAGUUAUGUUCAAUUAUUACAGGAAGUAGCCGGUCGUCCUCCCUACGAUCACCCUCUCCAUGAACGGAUAAACCAAGAGAUUUUGUCUGUGGAGUUUGAGAACCCAGAUCAGUGACCGACAACUACGAGAUCGAGUUUAGUUUGUUCGUGCAAGAAAAAUCAAAAGAUUUAAAAGUUCGUGAAGUUACUUACUGUGCAUCCCAUACCGAAAAUCUCAGUCUGUCGAACGUAUCACCGCCACCUCCUUCACCCCCUCUCUCUCUUUCUCUGCCAUGUUUUCAGCUGCUGAAGAAAAAAUAUCAUGAUAACCUUUCAUUUCAUCCUUCUCAAUAAUCAUCACCUAUCUCUUUCACUCUCUUUACAUCACACAAUCCAAAGUUCCCAAUUCUAAAAUUUCAAGCAUAUAUCCCUUCUCCUCCUGUUUCUUUUUCUAAUCUUUUGUUGCGCAGUUCACUUUUUUGACUGGUUUUCAUUUUUCUUCUUUAAAUUCAGUCUCUCUUUCUCUCUAGAGUUUUUUUUUUGAGUGGCUAUGGCGGAGGGUUUUGAACCCUACCAUGUCCCACAGCAAAGCAGAAGAGAUAAGCUAAGAGUUGUGGCUCAAAACCACCCGGCAUGGGUUGAAUCAACGGCUGUUGCUCUUUCAGGUUGCUCGGGUUUUCUUCCUUUGUACGACCCUUCUCUUCUUUCUUCUGAUUUGUUGACUGCCACUGCUGGUGGUAGCCAUGGCUUCCACCACCACCAAACUGGUAAAAACAGUCCCAUUUGUGUUGUUAAAGAAGAAGGUAUGAAUUUCAUGGGCUUUGUUGGUGGGAUCGUCAACGGUUCUUCUUCUUCUUCCUCGACUUCUUAUCACCCUUAUUUGAAUUCAGCGUCAUCUUUACCCUUGAACCCUAGCACGAUCCAAGACAUGAAUAAUAAUAACAACCCGUUUCUUUAUGCCCCUCAAAGCCUUGAAAACCUAAGAGACUUCAACCAGUCGUCCUAUAAUAACAGUACCGAGGUCGUUGUAUAUAAACCCGAGGCUAGUGCCACCGGUCAAGGCUUGUCUCUUUCUCUAUCUUCUCAUAAUACCCACCAAAACAAUCUUUCUAUGGCGCUAAAUCUACAAAGGUACGACUCUGCUAUCUACAGCGACAAAGUUACUCCCACUGGAUAUGUCGCUUCUACGUCCAAUGAGGUUUCCCGGAGCUCGGUCCCUCUCGGUCCUUUCACUGGCUACGCUUCGAUUCUGAAGGGAUCAAAGUUUCUGUGGCCGGCACAACAGUUGCUAGAAGAGCUUUGCGAUGUGGGUACGGGAAGUUACGUUGAGAAAAUCACUCCCGACUCGUCUAUGAUGGAGUCUCCAUCGCAGAACUUAAGUGCUACUGCAAUUAUAGAUGAUUCUGAGAAUUCAGGAAAGAAAUCAAGGCUAUUUUCAUUGCUUGACGAGGCAUUCAGGAGGUACAAGCAAUACUAUCAACAGAUGCAAGCUGUAGUUGCAUCUUUCGAAUGUGUUGCUGGACUGAGCAAUGCGGCUCCAUACGCAGACUUGGCGUUGAAAGCAUUGUCCAAACAUUUCAGUUUCUUGAAGACUGCAAUAACGGACCAGCUUCAGUUCACUAACAAUGCUCAUGGUCAGAUAAGCCCCGGAAAAGAUGAGGGUCUGAGGUCUGGAAGCUCCAAUAGAAGCAAUUAUAAUCGAUCAGUUCAUAACUCUGGCUUCCCUGAGCAUCAACCAGCUUGGCGGCCUCAACGAGGCCUUCCUGAGCGUGCUGUAACUGUACUUAGAGCAUGGCUUUUUGAACACUUUCUACAUCCCUAUCCAACAGAUACGGACAAACUAAUGUUGGCAAAACAAACCGGUCUAUCACGUAGUCAGGUCUCAAAUUGGUUUAUAAAUGCAAGAGUAAGGCUGUGGAAGCCAAUGGUGGAAGAAAUACACGUGCUGGAAACAAAACAAGCACAAAAGGCAUCCCAAAAGGACCGGAACUUGAACAAGUCGAGCGAUCAUUUGUCUUCGGCGAACACUCUUGGAUCCGAACAUCCAGCUACAUCAAGCCAAAGGGCUCAAGAUACCCCAUUGAAGCAAAUGAGAAGUGAACUGACCGACAUACCCAUGGGAAGCGAACCACUCAACUUGCCAUACAACAGCUUGUCGAGCCAUCCACAAGUUGGUGUCGGUGUUAGCAUGGCAGGUGGAAGUACUUCCGGUGUUUCCUUGACACUGGGUCUUCAUCAGAGUAAUGGUAUCGGCUUACCAGAGCCCUUUACUAUAAAUGCAGCUCAGCGUUUCGGAAUUGGGGUUGAGGUAAACAAUGAAGGGUAUGUCAUCGGUGGGUAUGAAGCACAAAACCGACAUUUCGGACGGGACGUGAUCGGAGGACAGCUUUUGCAUGAUUUUGUAGGUUGAAAGAAGAUGGGGUAGAAGCUUCGAGGGCCAUAUUAUUUAAAUCUGAUAGUGUAUUUCACGUAGAUGAAGCCAAUAUAUGUUAUGAGAAUGCAAGAUGGAACAAAAGAGCAGUCAGAAUGACUUCCCACGAGCCAUUUUCUUAUAGAAAUGUCUACCAAGAAAGUAUUGGCGUAGAAUUCUCGUGUAAAUUUAGAAUUUUACAAGAUGAAACUUUUUAUAUAAUUUCGAGGCAAUCAUCAAAUCAU